Pseudozyma hubeiensis SY62 is the source of this 3048-nucleotide messenger RNA. Its product is annotated as likely protein kinase. Gene Ontology annotation, cellular component: cytoplasm; autophagosome. Gene Ontology annotation, molecular function: ATP binding; protein serine/threonine kinase activity. The transcript has a single exon. The record is from RefSeq and is a predicted model, not a curated record. NCBI's taxonomy places the organism in Eukaryota, Fungi, Basidiomycota, Ustilaginomycetes, Ustilaginales, Ustilaginaceae. Bases 1 to 3048 code for a protein of 1015 amino acids. Gene Ontology annotation, biological process: peptidyl-serine phosphorylation; protein autophosphorylation; autophagosome organization.
AUGUCCAGGAGCUCAACAGGUCGAGAUGAACGUAUCGGCGACUUUGUCAUCGAAAAUGAGAUCGGUAAAGGAUCUUUCGCUGUCGUCCACAAGGGCCACCGCCUGCAACCUCGUGAGCCUGUUGCCAUCAAGAUUGUGAUCCGCAAGAAGCUCACACCCAAGCUCUUGGACAAUCUCGAGGGCGAGAUCGCCAUUCUCAAGGCCAUCCAUCAUCCCAACAUUGUCGAGCUCAAAGAAUGCCUCAAGACGGAGACCCAGAUCUACCUCGUCAUGGCCUUUUGCGCCUCCGGCGACCUCUCGCAGUAUAUCAAGAAGCGUUUCGACAUCUACGAACGCGCCGGCAUGGCAGCGCCCGGUUCUUUGACACGAGCCCAAAAGCCGACCUACCCACACCCUGCCGACGGCGGUCUCAACGAAACCAUCGUCCGUUCCAUCUUGACCCAGCUCGCUGCUGCGCUCGAAUUCAUGCGCGCUCGUGACAUUGUACAUCGCGAUAUCAAGCCGCAGAACCUCUUGCUUCAGCCUCCGGACGCUGCGUUUCUAGCGCUUGGGAACCCGCGCGAAAUACCUCAGAUGAAGGUCGCCGAUUUCGGCUUUGCCCGUCACUUGAGUGUCAACGCUCUCGCAGAGACUCUGUGCGGAUCGCCGCUCUAUAUGGCUCCCGAAAUCCUGCGCUUCGAGAAGUACGACGCAAAGGCGGACCUCUGGUCUGUGGGUGCUGUGCUUUUCGAGAUGACCGUAGGCAAGCCGCCGUUCAAAGCCGCAAACCACGUCGAGCUUCUCAAACGCAUCGAAAGAGGCGAGGACAAGAUCAAGUUCCCAGACGAAAGAUCGGCAGGCUCCCUUGCCAGGGAAGCUGCGCGUCGGCAGGAGCUGGGUGAAACUCCUCUGCCACCGCCGCAUCCCGUCUCCGGAGACGUCAAGAUCCUGAUCCGUCAGCUACUCCGACAAAAGCCUGUCAGCCGAAUGAGCUUCGACGACUUUUUCGCAAGUCCAGUCAUCAGCGAUUUCAAGGCCUUCAUUCGUCCACAUGCUCAGCCUGACGCGAUCGAAAAGUACGAAGAUCUCCAGCGGAGCGAACGCAGCGUCAUCAUACCAUCGUCUGGAUUCAAGGACGCGUCGGUGUCCUCAGUGGGACCAUCGACCGCGACGUCUGACGUACAGUCUCCGAGCAGUGCAGCACCAUCCCCAUCCCAUCAAGACCCUACAUCGCACCACGAGCGAUCUCGGAGCAAGCAAGAUGGAAGCCCGAAAUUGGUUCCACGAGAAGCUACCGACUCAAGCAAAGCAACGCAAGAGGUCGGUAGACCCGCAAGAAAUCCGCCUCGAUCUUUCUCGGCGAAAUAUGUCACCAGCGAAUCACCCCAUCCAGACGAUCCGGCGAGACACGUGCCACCUGCCGUGACGCGGGUGCCGAGCUCGCCGGGCAUCAUCCAAGAGGGGUCUCAGCUGCCAGGCGGCCCAGACGGAACGCGCCCUGCAGCGCCGGGCACCAACGACCUCGUUUCUUCGAAAGACGGUGAGGACAGCUUCCUGGGCAAGGAAUACGUCAUGAUCGAGAAACAAAACGUCGAGGUCAACGCUUUGGCCGACGAACUAGCAGCUUCGCCGCAGAGCAGGCUGUCAAUGGUCUCCCGCAGACCAUCACGCCUGUCGCGCCUCGCUUCCGGGUCCAUCCCUAACACGUCCGGCGCAUCACCGCCUGCUGCACAAAGCGCGGUGCCGACCACCCAGCCCAUUCGAAUCGCCGGCAAUGCGGACACGGCUUCGACCGGGGCAUUUGCGCUUCCGCCAGGCGCAAGACCGUCAUCCAAUCCACGCCGCGCUAGCCUGUCAUCUUCCGGUUCGCCAUCGACGCGCCAAGGCGGUCAGGUCAUCACAGCAUCGGAUGCCGUCGCCAGCACACAGAGUGCUCGUCGGGACGGCUUGGCGACAUCAACACCAAAAGAGGACGUCAGCUUGCUGGGACAAAAGCUGGCAGGCUUCGGUCUGUCCGGUGGCGGCGGCAAUGGCGGGCCUUCGAGCGCUCUUGCCAAGGCGAUCAGCAUGGCCUCGCUGCGUCUGUUCGGAGUCCCGUCCGGCGUGUCGUUGAGAGACGCCGCGGCGCUGGUGCGUACGAGAGCACAGAGACGUGGAUUCCUGCGACCAGCCGACACGUUGGACGAAGCCGAGAUGUAUUUGCUGAGCACGCUAGAGGAUCUGGGCCAGAAGGCAUUUGUGCUCUCGGAAUUUGCCGACUCGAAGCUCGCCCACUUUUUCCCUGACGGUCCACAUCAGCUCUCGCAAGACUUGGACUCCUCGACGGCCACCACAGGCAUCUCGCCGGGUCGAAACAGCGUCCAAGCGUCCGGCCGGCGUGUCGGGUCGAUCUCUUCUUCGUCAUCGUCUGCGCUUGAUCCGGUAGCUGCCGAGGCUGCAUCGGCAGAAGCGCUGAUGCUCUAUGUUCGCAGCCUAGCCUUUCUACAGCGUGCUAUCACGCUUACCAGGAAGCACGUCGAGGCACGUUCGCGCCCCGGAGUGCCUGCUGUGACCAGCGCCGAGCUCAACGACGUGGUGCAGUGGCUUCGGGCACGUUUCAACGAGGUGUACGACAAGGCCGACUUUGCGCGCUCACGUUGCAACGAGCUUCCGGAGUCGGCACAGCAGGUGGACAAGCUCAUCUUCGACAAGGCAGUGGAAGUGGCUCGAGCAGCUGCAACUGACGAGCUCGAGAAUCACCGGGAAGGGAGCGGCUGGGAUCCAUCACACUGCUUAUUGGCCUACGAGACGGCCAGCUCGAUGCUGUCUUCGUUGCUGGAUCCAGGUGAGGAUUCGUUGAGCCUAAGCGAAGGCAGCAUCUUGAUGAUUGACAAGUACAUCAAGAGCAUCAACAAGCGUCUCUCGACGUUGCAGGAGCAGUUCGGCGGGGGCAUCGGUGGCAAUGUACCGACGGGUGCGAGUCUGGCCAGUGUUGAUGCCGAGGCAAGGCCAGGUGUCAGCCGCAGCAGAACUGACUCGCCCUCGUCGCAUGUGUCAAAUCCAUCUCCCGCUCCAACGCUGUCUCGAUGA